UUUUGAAAGAAGAGCAAGAGUAUAAGAGGCAAGCCUUUACAGAUUUCACAUCUUGCCUCCAGUUCUCUUCUCACAGAAUUUAUUAAAAGUUUGUUUUUCUCUUGUCUCUCAGGAUGAAGUUGUAUGGAGUUCUGGUCCUGUUGGUGACUCUAUCUGCAGCAAGUGGAUUGAGAUGCUACUUAUGUGCAUCCGCCACCUCUGGCUCCUGCGGACAGAUCGUGUCUUGCCCUUCUGGUUUUGACCGUUGUGCCAAAGUACAAUUCAAUGGUGUCAUCGCCAAGACCUGCAUGAACAGCGUUGCAUGUGGAGGCCACAUAACAUGCUGUAGCACAGACUUGUGUAACGGGAACAUUUAGAAUGACAUUGACAGUGUCACUGAUUUUGUUGCUACUAGCGCCAUACCCACUAUUUCCAGUGUCCUCCCCCUGCUGGUGUCAAGCUUUACAACUCAUGACAAAUGAAUAAACAGGCACAUUUGAGUCUGUAGAUAUUGUUGAUGAUUCCAAAUCCAGAAUUGCUCAAUAAAAUGACCAAUGCGAUCAAC
Molecule: messenger RNA, 544 nt
Organism: Acanthopagrus latus (yellowfin seabream)
Lineage: Eukaryota; Metazoa; Chordata; Actinopteri; Spariformes; Sparidae
Product: three-finger toxin 3b-like
Exons: 3
Coding region: 114-356 (80 amino acids)
Source: RefSeq, a predicted model, not a curated record